GGAAAYGAUAUUCCGGAAAGAUGGCGGCGCCUGUCAACAACAGCUCUAGUUGUUGGAAGGUCCCUGAGGUUUAUAAACACCACGAGCAGCAGAAAGUUUGCAUUUCUCGACCAAAAUAUAGGGAAGGGAGGAAAGAUAAAGCAGUUAAGGUGUACACCAUAAACCUGGAGUCUCGUUACCUGAUGGUUCAAGGAGUCCCAGCUAUCGGUGUGAUGACGGAGCUGGUCCAGCUGUGUGCUCUGUACGGCACCGUGGAGGAGUACAGACCUCUGGACGAGUAUCCAGCUGAGGAGUUCACAGAGGUCUACCUCAUCAAGUUUCAGAAACUAACCAGUGCCAGGGCAGCGAAACGUAACAUGGAUGAGAAAAGUUUCUACGGUGGUGUGCUGCACGUUUGUUAUGUCCCAGAAUAUGAGACUGUGGAAGACACCAGGCUGAAGCUACAGGACCGGAGAAGUUAUGUAAUGAGAGCAGCUCGGAACAGAGCCAAAGAGAAAAAAGAAAAAGCAGCAAUGAACGAGGGCUCCACUUCAUCAGAAACCACCUCCACAUCAGACACAGUCGUCACGAGACAUGAACCCGUUUCUGAAAAUUUAACGACAGGGGAAACGUCAAGCGACAGCCUUCAUCCCGUUUUUCCUCCACUGCCAUUACCUCCCCACGAAUAUUAUUCCUUCAGAUGUGACAAUGCACACGAGGCUGGACCAAAGGAGGAUAAAAUGGGGACUUUACAUAAUGCUGUUACCAACUUAAAGCAGCCACAAGUGGAGAGUUUACGCACCAACCCAUCACCCUUCAACAGAAGCCGCGGCACAAGAUGCAAACUGAACUCUAAUCAGGAUCCGGAGUUCAGAUUUCUGCCAAGGACCAAACAUUUGGAGAGGAGAAAACGCAAAAUGGAAGAAGCAGCAGAGCAGUCAGCACAUGUUUCUGGAGGAAAUGAACCUUUGAUUGGACCAAAACUACCAGAACCACCUAAAUUAGACAUGGAAGAUGACUCGCUGAACACAACUGUGAGCCUGAUCAGGAACACAAUGAAGCAGGUGGAAUCAGUUCCUGAUCUCAAACCUGGAGAGAAAAAGAUCAAACCACGUCGUCGUAUAUGAUACAGAUGGAUGUGUUGACUUGUGGGAAACAUCAACGUUUUUAUUUAUAUUUAGUCCUGUACCUGUGCCAUAAAAUAAACCAAGACAAACAUAUAACAAUAAAAGUUUUCUAAAAA
Austrofundulus limnaeus is the source of this 1222-nucleotide messenger RNA. RefSeq names its product RNA binding motif protein 48 (gene rbm48). The record is from RefSeq and is a predicted model, not a curated record. NCBI's taxonomy places the organism in Eukaryota, Metazoa, Chordata, Actinopteri, Cyprinodontiformes, Rivulidae. Gene Ontology annotation, molecular function: nucleic acid binding. The transcript has 5 exons. The coding region runs from base 21 to 1106 and encodes 361 amino acids. Gene Ontology annotation, cellular component: nucleoplasm.